AGACGGGGGGCGGGGGAAGAGAAGUUUACAUGGUGAUCAGAGUUGAUUAACAACCAGCCAAACAACAAAAUGCCCUCUUCAUGCAAAGAAAUUCGCCAAGAGCUAAUCGAUUGCAUGUUAAAGUCAAACUGUGUACUUGUCAAGCGUAACACUGUGGCCGAAUGUUUCAAAAAAGAUAAAGAAGGAGAAGUACCCGAGGAAUGUCAGAGCAUCCGAAAGAGUUAUGCUGAAUGCAGACGUGGAAUGAUUGAUCCUCGUAUGCGGUUUAGAGGAAAUAAGACGCAGUAGGAUAGAAACGGACCAAAUCAAACCAAAUUAGACAAAAGAGAAGACAAGACAAUGCAAGAGAGCUUAAUGGAUUUGUACUUGUUCACUUGCUAAAUAUUGCCAAUCAUUUUGUACUUCUUUUUCGUCCUUGUCUUUUUUUUUCCUUGUUAUUUCUGUUCUUGUUCUUGUUCUUGUUCCUGUCCCUGUCCCUGUUUUUUUUCCUUUGCCUUUGCCUUUGCCUUUAUUUAUUAUUAUUAUUAUUGUUUAUUAUUAUUAUUAUUAGUAUUAUUGCUAUUAUUGCUAUUAUUGUUAUUGUUAUUGUUAUUAUU
Messenger RNA from Phycomyces blakesleeanus NRRL 1555(-), 596 nucleotides. RefSeq lists its product as hypothetical. Gene Ontology annotation, cellular component: mitochondrion. Bases 70 to 288 code for a protein of 72 amino acids. Lineage: Eukaryota; Fungi; Mucoromycota; Mucoromycetes; Mucorales; Phycomycetaceae. The transcript is spliced from 2 exons. Gene Ontology annotation, biological process: mitochondrial respiratory chain complex IV assembly. The record is from RefSeq and is a predicted model, not a curated record.